AUGCUUCUUUAUAGAAGUUUUAAUCUUAACUGGCCUCGCUCUCAAUCAUCCCAAACAUUGAGGGAUCUUAAAGAAGCCCGGAAGGAAGCGAUCGCAAUCACGGUCUUCCUCGCUCUGAUAGCAGUUCUGGCUGCUCUAGUUUUCAUGAAUCCCCCAUCUUCAAGAAGUGCAAGAAUUCACCAUCCAAGACCCACGAGUUUGCAUACUCCUCUGAGUUCGGUGAUCAAAAAAGCUUGCACUAAAACUCUUUACUCUUCUUUGUGCUUCACCACCCUCUCUUCCAUUCCUCCCUCCAACACAACCGUAACUUUCCAUCAUGUUCUUGAGUUUGCUAUCAAUCAAACCAAGGAACAUGUGUUGGAUACCCAAGUUGCAAGCGUGGCUCAUUUUGAAAACCAAGAAUUGAAUGCACAGCAGCAGAAUGCACUUAGGGAUUGCAUGGAAAUGCUUGAUCAGACCACUUAUGAACUUGAACAAGCCAUUGAUGCACUUUCAAGGUCAACUUUCAUCCCUAGCGACGUAAUUUAG
Messenger RNA from Coffea arabica (coffee), 528 nucleotides. The record is from RefSeq and is a predicted model, not a curated record. NCBI's taxonomy places the organism in Eukaryota, Viridiplantae, Streptophyta, Magnoliopsida, Gentianales, Rubiaceae.